Molecule: messenger RNA, 963 nt
Organism: Trichomonas vaginalis G3
Lineage: Eukaryota; Parabasalia; Trichomonadida; Trichomonadidae
Product: spectrin binding
Exons: 1
Coding region: 1-963 (320 amino acids)
Molecular function (GO): protein binding
Source: RefSeq, a predicted model, not a curated record
AUGAAACUAUUACAUUUUGCAGCAAAAGUUGGUUCAUUAGAAUGUUUUAAAGAAAUACUCAAGUAUUGCGACCUAAAAGAUAUUGAAAUUGCCAACCUUUCUGAAGAAAUUCUUAGGGAGGCCUUUAUUGGAGGAAACAUUUCUAUAAUUUCCAUUUGCAUUAAUUAUUUGGACAUAGAUCCAGAUAACAAAUGCAUUGAAAGUGCUGUUUCAACUCACCAUAACGAUAUUGUUUCCUUUUUCUGUGAAAAGUAUCCUUCACUAAGCUAUUCAUGGGAAAGCUGUAUCAGUUCCCUCAAUUUUGAGAUGUUUUUCAAAAAAUUGUCAGCAAGAAAUUCUAAUGAAGCAAUAUUUUUAAUAGCCAAAGUUAAUAUUCCAAUUCUUACUGAUUAUUUUUUAAUACAAGACAUCAAUUUGGAUAUCAAAAACUCCAAAAAUGAAACUUUACUGAUGCAUUGCGCAAUUCAUGGAAAUUUUGAAUUGGCUAAGCAAUUAAUUAAUAGAGGAGUAAACGUAAAUGCGAAAUGUGAUGAUCAAAUAAAUGCACUAAUGUUUUCGGCAAUGAAUAAUACAUAUAAAGUAGCACGUGUGCUUUUAUCUUGUAGUAAUAUAGAUUUAUAUGAUACAGCGUCUGAUGGAGCCAAUGCAUUAACUUUAUGCGCGUAUUUCAAUUCUCCAGAUGUAGCAAAAGUUUUGAUUAGUUCAGGAUUUGAUGUAAACAGACCAGCAAUCCAUGGAUAUACACCAAUUGCAAUCGCUGCAAUGAAAAAUUCAUACAAAACUGCUAAAGUACUGAUUAAAGCAAACUGUGAUAUAGAAAGAGUCUUCGAUAACGGAUUUGAUUCAUUAACUCUCGCCAAAAUAUACAAUUCAAAAGAUGUUGAAGUUUUAUUGAAUCAUUGCUAUUAUCAUCGCUAUGGUGGCUGCGGUAGUAAUAUAAAUAGAGGAUGUCUCAUAGUUUAA